Messenger RNA from Lactuca sativa (garden lettuce), 2125 nucleotides. RefSeq names its product UDP-glucuronate 4-epimerase 3. NCBI's taxonomy places the organism in Eukaryota, Viridiplantae, Streptophyta, Magnoliopsida, Asterales, Asteraceae. The record is from RefSeq and is a predicted model, not a curated record.
AUAUUAUUUCCUGAAUUACACGACCCAGUUUGACCUUUUUAGUUUUUAUUAUGUUUUUGUGUUUGAUUUGAUGAUAGCUCCAUUAUAAUACAAUUUAAUUCAAAUCCUUCAAAUUUACUCCUUCAUUUUGGUCGACCUUCAUCACCACUCACUCUCUCUCUCUCUCUCUCUCUCUCUGUAGAACCAAAAAAACCCACAAUACCAACAAUAGUUCUUUCAAGAAACCUUCAGAUUCCCCUACAAUCGAAAAAGCAUAAUAAAGUUGGAGGGAUUGCCCCAGCACAUAGGAAACUUUGUUCCUUCUUAUCUUGUUAGAUUCCGGAGCGAAAAAGAAGAAAACCGACCAAUUAUUCAUCAAACCCUAGUCAAAUAAGAAGAAAACCAGGGGAUAUAAGAGAAGAGGUGCGUGUGUUUACUUUUUCAAGUUUUCAUUGAAGAUUAUGAAGCAAAUGUCGUCAUCUCAUAUGGAUAAUAUCCCAUCAACGCCGGGGAAAUUCAAGAUGGAAAAAUCGUCGUACAUUCAGAGAUGCAGGCAUUCUUCAUCUGUCGCAAAACUCACAUUCUUUGUGUUCUUGGGAUUAAUCUUGGUUUUAUUCUUCAAAUCACCAUCUACUUCGUCGUUGUCAUCAUCAUCAUCAUCACCAUACUCAUCAUCGUCAUCAAUCUCAUCAGAUCUCUCUCGCAGAUCUUUAAAAACCAGUUCAUGGGGGGGACUCGCUUGGGAGAAACGUGUCAGAUCCUCCGCCAGGAUCCGUUCAAGAAACGGGUUCUCCGUUUUAGUCACCGGAGCAGCCGGAUUCGUCGGAACCCAUGCCAGCGUCGCCUUGAAACGCCGGGGAGAUGGCGUUUUAGGCCUGGAUAACUUUAACGAUUACUAUGAUCCUGCACUCAAACGAGCUCGUCAAUCUCUACUCGAACGAAGUGGGAUCUAUAUCGUGGAAGGAGACAUAAACGACGCCCCAUUGCUCAAGAAACUCUUCGAAUUAAUCCCUUUUACUCACGUAAUGCAUUUAGCUGCUCAAGCAGGUGUUCGUUACGCCAUGGAGAAUCCAGGCUCUUAUGUCCAUAGCAACAUCGCUGGUUUCGUUAAUCUUCUUGAAGUCUGUAAAAGCGCGAAUCCACAGCCAGCAAUCGUUUGGGCAUCAUCAAGUUCUGUUUACGGAUUGAACACAAAAGUCCCCUUUUCAGAAAAAGAUCGAACCGAUCAGCCGGCGAGCCUCUACGCCGCCACAAAAAAAGCCGGCGAAGAAAUCGCUCAUACCUACAAUCACAUAUACGGUUUAUCAUUAACCGGAUUACGAUUCUUCACCGUUUACGGACCUUGGGGAAGACCGGAUAUGGCGUAUUUCUUUUUCACGAGAAACAUCUUAAAAGGGAAAUCAAUCCCAAUCUUUGAAGCUGCAAAUCACGGAACUGUAGCUCGUGAUUUCACCUACAUUGAUGAUAUCGUAAAGGGUUGUUUGGGUGCGUUAGAUACUGCAGAAAAGAGCACCGGAAGCGGCGGGAAGAAACGUGCGCCUGCGCAAUUACGGGUUUUUAACCUCGGGAACACCUCGCCGGUUCCAGUUUCCGAUCUGGUGAGCAUUUUGGAGCGAUUGUUGAAGGUUAAAGCGAAGCGAUUGGUUAUGAAAUUGCCCAGAAAUGGCGAUGUUCAGUUCACCCAUGCGAAUAUUAGUUCGGCUCGGAGGGAGUUUGGGUAUAAACCAACUACAGAUCUUCAAACGGGGUUGAAGAAGUUCGUCAGAUGGUAUGUGAGUUACUAUGGUUCAGUAAAGAAGAGCGAUCAGUGACGAUAAUUGAUGAUGAAUGAAUUCUUUCUCAAAUCGGGUGAUUUUUUUUUUUUUUUUCUCAAAUUCUUGAUUUUGAUUCGGAUAUGAUUGUUUUAUAACGAUGCUGUUCGUUUCCCACAAAUUAUCUUCGUUAUCGAGUUUUUCGUAUAUGUAAACGAGGCCCGGAAAGGCUGAAAUCGGACAUGGUUUUGAUUUGGUUGGGCCUCUUUUUGUGAUGUGUACUAAAAUUGUUGUAGAAUUCAUGAAGCAUUGACCAUAAUUCGUUUGUUUUCAUCUAGUCGAUUUGUAUCAUUUUGGAAUCAAAUAAAUAGAACGAGAUAGCUCGAGUUUAUUAA